Messenger RNA from Amaranthus tricolor (Joseph's coat), 2796 nucleotides. RefSeq lists its product as uncharacterized. The coding region runs from base 229 to 2616 and encodes 795 amino acids. Lineage: Eukaryota; Viridiplantae; Streptophyta; Magnoliopsida; Caryophyllales; Amaranthaceae. The record is from RefSeq and is a predicted model, not a curated record. Gene Ontology annotation, molecular function: zinc ion binding. The transcript is spliced from 6 exons.
CAGUUUUUGAAGGUUGAGUUGAGGCCUAAACCUAAACAAACCAUCCCCUUUCUUUAUACUCUUUGACAGCGUGAAGGGUGAUGCUUUUCCAUCUGCAGCAAACUCCCUGUAAUCAAAACCCUUUUUUCUGAAUUUUGUUCUCUGUAAAAAAUCACAAACAAUGAAAAAAAAUUAAUCUGUUUCAAAAUUUCUAUCAUCUUCGCUUUCAAUUAUCCUGUUAUUUUCCAGAUGGCUAGAUGGGAUGCCAUCUUAUCACUCCCUGUGCAGAGUCCUUCGACCUCGGAUUUCAGUGCUGCUGAUUUAGUUUGGUCGAAGAUUGAAGGAUUCAGAGACAAAGUAGAUAGAAUUGCUCUUAUUCCAUUUGCGAGGGUUGAUGAUUUUAUCAGAGGUGAAUCCGCAAACAAAGACUGCCCUACUGGAUUUCACGUUGAGGCAAGGAGGCAUCGUCCUGCAAAGGCAUCGCACAAAGUGAAAGUCGAUGGUGUUCUUGAAUAUAUAUUGUAUUGGUGUUCCUUUGGCCCAGACGAUCGUAGAAAAGGGGGGGUUGUACGGCCAAGUAGAAACACUUAUAUUUCAAAGAAAACAUCUGCUGGACGCCCUAAUACCAAAAGGGGUUGCACUUGUCAUUUCAUUGUGAAACGCCUCAUCGCUCGUCCUUCUGUUGCGCUUAUUAUAUAUAAUCAGGAUAAACAUAUUGACAAAAAGGGAUUACCCUGUCAUGGUCCACAAGACAAGAAAGCUGCCGGAACUCGUGCUAUGUAUGCUCCAUUCAUAUCUGAGGAUCUUCGUCUACGCGUUCACUCUUUGUUAUAUGUUGGUGUACCUGUUGAAGCCAUUAUGCAGAGACACAAUGAAACAGUAGAGAAACAAGGGGGCCCUGUUAAUCGCGAUGACCUUCUAACACAUAGAUACGUGAGAAGACAGGAGAAAAGAAUACGACGAUCUAAAUAUGAGCUAGAUAUUGAUGAUGAUGUUAGCCUAAGACUGUGGGUGGAAGAUCAUCGAACUCACAUUUUCUUUUAUCAGGACUUCUCUGAGUCUGAUCCAUUAACAAUCGGAAUUCAAACGGAAUGGCAGUUGCUGCAAAUGAUCCGAUUCGGUAAUGGUGGUCUUUUAGCUUCUGACUCAAGAUUUGGAACAAACAAAAUGAAGUAUCCGGUCCACAGCCUUCUUGUGUUCAAUUCGGUGAACAAGGCUAUUCCUGUCGCUUGGGUGAUUUCUCCGAGGUUUUCGAGCAGGGAUACAUAUAAAUGGAUGAGGGCUCUUCACAACAGGGUUUUGACUAAGGUUCCUUCAUGGAAUUUGGCUGGCUUUGUUGUAGAUGAUCCUUUAUCUGACGUUAGGGCUAUCCGGGAUGUUUUUGAGUGCUCUGUGCUGAUAUCAACGUGGCGAGUCCGUCAUGCGUGGCAUAAAGCUUUAAUGGAACGAUGUUCUCAAACAGAAAAACGAAUCCAAAUGUCAAAACAGUUGGGGCAAAUUGUUUCAGAGAUCUGUACUGGACACGGAAAUGCAACAUUGUUUGAUGAUUUCAUGGAUAAUUUUAUAGAUAACUCUGAGUUUGUGGAGUACUUUAAAGCUGUGUGGUACCCAAGAAUAGGGUUUUGGGUUAGUAGUUUACAAACUCUUCCUCUUGCCAGCCAGGAGAUGAGUGCAAUGCUUGAAUUUUAUCAUCGACAGAUGAAUGUGAGAGUACUAAAUGAAAGCGAUCCGAGUGUAUAUCAUCGUGUUGAUUGGUUGGUAAACAAGUUGACCACUAAAGUUCACUCUUACUUUUGGCUUGAUGAGUUUCCCGAGAAGCAUGAUUUUGAUCGAUACCAGAGAGAUGAGUGGUUGGAUGGGUUAACUUCUUGGCGUAGUUCAUUGGAAAUUCCCGAUUCUGAUGUUAUUUUUGAAGGGGAACAAGCCAAAGUCAUAGAUCAACAAGAUCGGGACAUUUUCUAUUUGAUAUCGAACCCUGGUUCUGAAUUUGCACUUUGUGAUUGUAAGCUAUCGGAAAAGGGAAGUUUGUGUGAUCAUAUCUGUAAGGUUAAGUGGGUAUUACACAGAAGAGAAUCUUUUAAAGCUUCUCUUAGUUUAUACCAGUACAAACAAGUAUUGAUGAAAAUUCUUUGCUGCACACCCCACGAUUCGUUGAUUCGUGAUUACGCCGUUUCCCUCGCAGCAUCUCUAACGACACAAAUAAACUCUUUUUCAGAGUUAAACGGAGAUGAGAGAUGGAUCAGUGGGCAUCUAAGCGAUGUUAAUAAUAAGUUGCGAAACCACGAGGCUCGUGAACUAGGGUUUUGUAAUGUGAGGGAUGUCCAUGAUGGGAUGGAGAUUGACCCGGUCUUGCCUUCUGGUUUAUUAGCCGAUUCCUGUGCUAUAAAUGAGAACGACUCUUUGAAAGAUGGCGAGUUCUCUGAUCGAGUUAAUGGCGUAGACAUGGUGGAAGAGCCUUUAUCUAUCGUAUUCCCUCCUUCCAUCAAGUCCCGAGAUCCGUCUUCAGACAAAGUUGAUGAGAAUGUCAAUUUCUGUGAAGAUACAACUCCUUUGAAAUUCUAUAUGAGGUCAAAACCAACAAAGAAACGGAAGAAAGGAGCAUCGCUCAGUAACAUACUAACGUCUUUUAAAGGUUAAUUUCCAUUCAAAUAUUUCUGAUUUUCUAAGUUAAAUUUAGGCAUGGCUCAGCUAAAAGGGAAAAUUAUGAGAUAGUAUGUUUUUUGUUCCAAAUUUUGUGUUAUCUGUUCUGAUUUCAGAUGUUGUAUAGUAGUAUUUGCCUCUAACAUAUGCAUAUGCCCCAUCAUCUAGUUUCCUUGA